AUGCAGUUUCCUCCCCAUUACUGCGAGUUCAUUCCAGAUGACUCUACAAUCCUCGACGAUUGGAUGACCACCUACAAAGAGCGCGUCAAUUUCAACUUUUUCCGGCCACCGGUGAUUUUCGAAAUGCAAGGUACAUCGAAGCAGUCUCUGACUCUUCCGGUACCCCCGCGACUAUCUGUGAUAAAAACUAAAGCUUCAUCUCGUGGCGCUGCUGAAACGACCCUUGCCGACUCCGAGGCGGACAAGAAACCUCUGUGUCCUGAAGUCCGCCAAAAUCACUCAGUCUGUGAUAUCGGUGAGACGUUACCCCUAUGA
Messenger RNA from Soboliphyme baturini, 315 nucleotides. The record is from the annotation of a GenBank genome assembly. Lineage: Eukaryota; Metazoa; Nematoda; Enoplea; Dioctophymatida; Soboliphymatidae.